Messenger RNA from Syngnathus typhle (broad-nosed pipefish), 3446 nucleotides. Its product is annotated as coiled-coil domain-containing protein 9B. Lineage: Eukaryota; Metazoa; Chordata; Actinopteri; Syngnathiformes; Syngnathidae. Bases 433 to 1857 code for a protein of 474 amino acids. The transcript is spliced from 14 exons. The record is from RefSeq and is a predicted model, not a curated record.
GGAGCUCUGUGUGUUUGCUGGCUGCCUUGGCUGCUUGCCCAACUUGGCUCAUUGUGAUCAAGGCAUGAUCGUGGACUCCGGGCAGCCCUCGCCGCCGCCUCGGCUGCCUCGCGUCUGGACCCAGCUUCGCUAUCAGCGCUGACAUGGAAAGACCUCCUCAAGUUCUGAACUAGUUGGGGAUGGGCGACACGCUACAUCAGCUGGAGUUGCUGUUCUGUGGUUGCUCAUGGAAUCUUUGGCCAAGGAGUCUCUUAUUGCACACGCUGUGACCCAAUGCCAAGAAGGGAUCAUGAGAGGGACUUGGAACUGGACAAAAAGAUCGAGGCUCUUCGAAGAAAGAACGAGGCGCUCAUGAAAAGAUACAAGUUAUCUAUUUGGUCGAGUUGCCUUUAGGAGGUGGAAGAGGACAAGAAAAGAGCAGAAGAAGAAGGAAUGGCGCUGCAGAGCCGUAAGGGCAAAGCUGAUGAUCUUACGAUCACAGUAAACAAGUCCACUUGUGUCAGUCGCGUGGUGGUGACCAAGUCCUUUAACAGUGGCUCACCUGCUGGGAAAGGACAAAAGGAAGUCGGAGCAGGCCGAGCAGAGGAAGCUGCCAGCAAUGUCGGCAGAGGGCACAAAAAGCAGCUCAUCGUCACCAUGGCUGGCAAAAAGGGUAAGAGAGUGGUGUGUGAGAAACCUGAAAAGAGGCCAGAACUCCAAUGUCGGUCCGAUAUCAAGAGCCCAGCUGAUGAGGUACAAGCUGGCAGCGUGGGGGCAGCAGCGAUAGGAAAACAAGCACGUCACGUGACCAUGUUGGACAUUACAGUACAGGAGCUGGAAACCACAGAUCUGAACAUCCCCACGUCGAAGGAGGAGCAGGAGGAGUACCUGCAGUGGAAAAAGGAGCGCGAGAAGAUUGACAAGGAGAGAGUGGCCCGUCACAAAAACGCCAAGGGACAGUGGCGGCGGGCGUGGGACAUUGAUAAAACAGAGAACAUGUUUUCAGACAAGUCGCAACCUGACCGAGAUUGGGUGCCCCAAAGCAGAGGAGGACGAAGCUCUAGAAGAGGACAGCAUAAGUCCGGCGCUGACACGCGAGGUCAUGAGAAGCGAGGCAAAGACAAGUCAUCUAAAAACGUACAAGUAAUGAGCAGCAAUGCAAAAGGCAAAGAUCGCCUGACUGGGAGGGCCAGGAGAUGGCAAGAUCAAGAAGAAGGAGAUAACCUACAGCCUUCGGAUAUACUAUUGGAGGAAUUCCUGGAGGAACUUGAUGAUCUUACAGAUGCUGAGGCACUAGAGCAGAGAAAUCAGGACUCAAAAACAAAGCAGUCACUCAAUUCAGAUAUUUCAAAUACAUCUGAGGAAGUGAGCGGAUCCAAAGGAUUUUUGUCAACCUCGAGACCAGACACCUCCGUGCAGGAGAAAGUAGGCGCCUCAUCCCCGCGGGCUUCGGAGAAGAAAGUGCGAUUCUCACAGAAGCUGAUCCAGGGGGCUCACACAAAGCAAAUCACAAGCUCCCAGGAUUCCUCCAACUCUGAAUCUAGUCCAACAUUCUUCUUAAAAGCUUCCUCGCAGAAGAAAAUCUGGCAUAAAAUACCCCAGCAGCAACUGGAAGGUGUCAAGGAUGAAGAGAGUGAGAGUGAAUGUACUAAAAAAGACAUCAGUGCCCCCAUGGAGUCCUGCUGCCCUCCUGCUGACAAGGCUGGCGCUUCUCUACUGGAAAGCGCUGUCCAUCCUGUGGAGCCCACCAAGUGUAACACAAACACAGAGGAAGUUAUUGACUCCCACGUAUGCGUCUUGAACCUGGAAUCGGCGGAGUCGCACCCGGAACACUUUAGCUGCAGCGACAAGGCAAGAGAGCAUGGGAAGAUUGUUUAACCUUUUUGGGGGAUUGCAAAUACCGAAAGACUCAAAUAUGGAUGCUGCGAGCCUCGCGGUGUGUCAGCAUUCAACACGUCGGAGUCUUGCUGCAUCCGAGCACUUUAUGAGCGCAUGCGUGGUGACACAUCAUGUGUUAGUGUGCAUUUGAGUGCAAUACCUUUGAAUGUUUACAUAUGUUGUAGUAUGCAGGUUGGCAUUGAAAUGAAACAUUAGUCUGUUUGUGUAGUGCCUGAUUCUACCCUUGGGCUGCUUUCAGUAAUGGGAAAAAGUCCGUAUUGUUCAAAAAAAUAAAAAUGAAUCAGCAUUUUUCCACCCAAAUAGUGUGAGGCGCUAAUGCGUUAGCCGCUACUUCCAGCAUCAGUCGGUGGCCUUAUAGAACUCAGCUGUUUGUAGACAUUAUAAAAAAAGUACAGAUUUGACUUUUUUUUUAGGCAAUAGAGUUGAUUUAUAAACUAACUACUGACAUAAAUCUGCUUUUGGUAUGGGCAGUAUAAACAGAAGAUAUUUUGUAAGUACUACUUGGAUGCACGGCUUGUCUCAUAAUGUACAUUUGCAUAUAUUACACGUUAUUAUGUGUUUACUUGGCUUAAACAUGUACUGUUCAAUUUGUUCCUACAUUUCAAAUUGGAAACAUAAUUGGGUCAAAAUCUAUGGUCAAAUUCAGUAUUUUUGAUGCACUUGAUAAAAAAUUCAACUUUGCACAUUUUUAGGUUUGACAGCAGGGAUGUACGAAAUAUUUUGGUCAUGCCUUCAAAACUAAGAUUUUUGCACUUAAAGUUUGUUUUUACCCAAUUUAAAUAGACAAUUGUUUAUUUGUCCACUGAGGCCUUAAGGCACAUCUGGGAGGAAACCACUUGAGAUGCUGAAAAUAAAUCAAACAUGGCCGUGAGGAUUUGACAGGAGUUAAAACACAGUGAUUGAACCGCAGCUGCUCUCUCAUACUGUUUUCUUCAUCGUUUGUGGAAACAGAAAAAAACGAGUGACACAAAAAAAUGACAACCUGGGAGCUUAAGAUCAGGGGAUGCUUUGAGAAUAAUUGUCAAUUUUUGUCUGUGUGAAGCCCUUUGAGACUGCUUGUAAUUUAGGGCUAUACAAAUAAACUUGACUUGACUUGACAAGCAUCUUGAGAAUGUUGUUGUGCCUUGUACAGUAAUUUGGCUUCAUCAAAUAUAAUUGAUCGAGUGUAUUCAUCGACAAACGCUUUGACUUGUAUAUCAUGAAUUGUAUUUUUUUUUAUGUGUUUCCAUUCAACUGUUAUCGUGAUACCUUUUGUCCAAAUAUGAUCUUGGUAGAAGUAAAAAUGUUAUGUAACCAUUUUUACUGACACGCUGCAAGUUUUUUACAGCUUCAACUGUGGUAACAUUAAAAAAUAAUAAUCACCAGUUUUUUGGGGGGGGGGUUAGGGGAAAAAAAAGAAUCUUACAUCAUGUCCUAAUUUGAUAAAGAGUGUAGCUGACGUUAUUUUCAACCCCCUUUGGGAGGUUUAGAAUAUUUAUUUUUAGAAGUUUGUCCCGCGCCAUUUUAUAUUUAGAUGUACUCGUAAUGCCUCAAAUAACACAUUAAAAAGAUGGCAGCCGUGUCCUUCA